Striga asiatica is the source of this 348-nucleotide messenger RNA. Lineage: Eukaryota; Viridiplantae; Streptophyta; Magnoliopsida; Lamiales; Orobanchaceae. The record is from the annotation of a GenBank genome assembly.
AUGAAACUGUUUGGUGCUCUCCCUUUUGCAGAGCUUAGCCGGAAUUGUGGCUGUCUUGAUGAUCUGUAUGCAGUGGCAACGGACCCUGUGUCGGGAAGCCAUCUCAGUGUACAUCUGCUCGACAGCACCGUUCAAAGUCGUGUCACGAUACUCCUUGUACAUGUUGUGGUAGCCCGUUCGGCUCUGAAUUGCAGCAAAAACAACAACUAUACAUCCAGAUUAGUAGAUUCACUUUCAAGGAACAUUACUGAAUCCAAUUUCAUUCACAAGCUGAUAGCAAGCACAAAAGAAAGCGGCAGUACAUGUACGAACUGCAGUGCAUCACAAAAUACAAAGCAACAAGACUAA